Molecule: messenger RNA, 1719 nt
Organism: Penicillium olsonii
Lineage: Eukaryota; Fungi; Ascomycota; Eurotiomycetes; Eurotiales; Aspergillaceae
Source: the annotation of a GenBank genome assembly
AUGGUCAUCGACUCUGGAAGGGAGCCGGUUGGGUACUCUGCCCCUAUGCCCUCUGAAGAGAAGCCCAAGACAAAACAAAUGCCCGUGACUUUAUUAUCAGGUUUCUUGGGAAGUGGCAAGACGACACUUCUCAAGCACAUUCUCAAGUCCCCAGACCAUGGACUGCGGAUUGCUGUCAUCGUCAAUGACAUGAGCCAGUUGAACAUCGACGCCGCCCUUAUCCAAAACCACAAGGUUUCCCAAACCACCGAAAAACUCAUUCAACUCCAGAACGGAUGCAUCUGCUGUACCUUGCGAGGCGACCUGUUAGCAGAGCUAGCCACAUUGACCAAACAAAAUGAAGUGGACUAUGUUGUCAUUGAGUCAACAGGCAUUUCGGAACCCAUGCAGGUGGCCGAAACCUUCACGGCCGAAUUCAGCACUGCCAUGCUGGAGGCUGAGGAUCAAAUUGCGAACGAAGACGCCGACGCAAAGAAGAUCCUGAAUGAGAUUGUGGAUCUGGGUGGCUUGCACACAAUGGCUAGACUGGACACCACAGUGACUGUUAUCGAUGCUUUCAACCUGCUUUCCAGCUUUGACACAGCUGAAUUCCUCUCUGAUCGCUAUGGCAGAGAGGAAAUUGUUCCGGAAGAUGAACGCACAAUCUCCGAUCUCAUGGUGGAUCAAAUUGAGUUUGCCGAUGUAUUGAUUGUCAAUAAGAUCGAGACAGUGGACGAAGCAACACGGACCAAGAUCUUGCAGCUUCUGAAGUUGUUGAAUCCCGGUGCGAAGGUUCUCGAGUCAAAUUACUCGCAGGUCGAUGUCCGAGAAAUCGUCAAUACCAAUAGUUUCGAUUUCAUUCGGGCUGCUUCUGGUCCUGGGUGGUUACAGAGUCUGCACGAAAUGACAGUUCAGACAACAGGAAAUGGGGAGCGGAUGGCACCGAAGCCAGAGACAUUAGAAUAUGGCAUCAACAACUUCGUAUACACCGCACGUCGACCCUUCCACCCUCGUCGCAUAUUCGCCCUUCUUCAUGACAAGUUCAUUAUUCUGCAGAACAAUGAGCUUGAGGAAGAAGAAGGAGACGAAGAGGACGAAGAGGAAGAUGCGAUGGACACAGAAUCAGACUCAGAGUCGGUAGAGGACUUUGACCAGCCCGACCCAGAAGACAUCUUGAAAAACAAGCGCACACACCCGGCCUUUGGGCCGGUUCUCCGUUCGAAGGGUUUCUUCUGGCUCACCACCCGACCCUGGCAAUUUGGUGAAUGGAGCCAAGCAGGCGGUAUGAUGACCGUUGGCUGUGGUGGCCCCUGGUUUGCCGAAGUCCCCGACGAUGCUUGGCCCGAGGACAAGGAUGUACAGGAGUCCAUCCAAAAUGACUUCCAGGGGCCCUGGGGCGAUCGGCGCCAGGAGCUUGUGUUUAUCGGAGAAGGCGUUGACAAAGAGAAGAUCAGUGCUCUGCUUGAUGAGUGCCUUUUGGACGACAAGGAUAUGAAGAAAUGGGAAAAGGUGAUGAAGAACAAGAAAUUGAGCAGAGAAGAAAAGACAGACAAGUUAGCCAAGAUGUGGGAAGAUGGCUGGGAGGAAUGGCCUGCUUUUGAGGUCGAUGAAGAGGACGAAGAAGAGGAAGAAGAAGCUGCUCCUCAGCAGGGGAAGCACCGGAUCAGUGAAUACCUGCACAAGGAUGGUAAACAUGCCCAUGGACACAGCCACGGGCAACGAAGAAUGAUUGCUGCAUGA